Messenger RNA from Gigantopelta aegis, 2257 nucleotides. Its product is annotated as E3 ubiquitin-protein ligase MIB2-like. Gene Ontology annotation, cellular component: nucleus. Bases 59 to 886 code for a protein of 275 amino acids. Gene Ontology annotation, molecular function: transcription cis-regulatory region binding; protein binding. The record is from RefSeq and is a predicted model, not a curated record. Gene Ontology annotation, biological process: positive regulation of transcription by RNA polymerase II. The transcript has 7 exons. Lineage: Eukaryota; Metazoa; Mollusca; Gastropoda; Neomphalida; Peltospiridae.
CUCUGGCGACACUGCACUACAUGAUGCAAUAGCUCAACAUGAGACCAGCUGUGCAGAAAUGAUUCUGACAUCGCCAGUUCUCGACUUAACUAUUGAAAAUGAAAAAGGAUUUAACCCUCUCCAUUGGGCUGCGUUUAAUGGCAAAUCUAGCAGUACACUGGUUGAGAAAAUCUUACAGAGAAACAAGAGUCUUGUUAAUGUGCGAAUGGAAGACGGACCCACUCCUCUCCAUAUUGCAGCGAUAAACGAUCACACAGAAACAGCACAGAUACUUAUAAAACAGGGAGCAGAUGUGAAUGUCAAGGACAAGGACAAAGAAUCAAGUCCCUUGCAUCUCGCUUGCUCACAUGCCUAUUUGGGUGCAGCUAAAAUCCUCGUGGCCGCAGGAGCCGAUGUUAACAUGGGUGAUGUUGACAAGAACACUCCUUUGCACGUGGUGAUGAGGUCGUCUGAAGUAAAAGUUGACUUGGAUGAAGGUUUAAUGGGAGACUUGUUGAAGGACCUGGUGAAAAAAACUGCUGGCAGUACUCAGAGUCGUGUUAAACUGGCUACCUUCCUGUUGGAACAGGGAGCAGACGUCAAUGCCAGAAACAAAGACGACAAAACGCCAAUUGAUAUUUGUACUGUCAAGACGUUGAAAAAAGCCGUUGUAAAUUUCAAGAAAGAAAGCUGUAAACCUACCGCUGCGUCCAUGAACGCUCUGCUGUGUUCCAAGUGUUUCAUACGCACCGCUGACGUCACGUUGUUGCCAUGCAACCACAAGAUGACGUGCAGAGACUGUCAUGCGAGGAUGUCUACUUGUCCACUUUGUGGCGGGGAGGUCACAAAAGCUGUUGAUUCAGAUGCCGUGGAGAUUGCGGAAAUGCCAUCCCUGGACUUAGACUGAGAAAUAGCUGCAUCGAGCAAGAAAACCCUACCUAACCUCUUUAGGUUAUGAUAAAAGGGAAGAAGAAACCUGUGUUAGUAUGUUACGCUGUGCGUUUUAACAGAACUUUAAAUAAGACGUUCUUGAACUGUUUUUGAAAUCUUGUUUAAAAUUAAUUUGUUGAUGAUAGAAGAUUUUUAAAAUGUAUUAAUGUAGAUUCAUCAUUUUGUUGUUGACGUAUAUUGUCUUAUUAGUCCUUCUAUAAAUAAAAUGCACAAUUGAAGGCACGCAAUAACUAGUUGAAGGUACGUAAUGCUAAAAGACGUAAAUGUGUAUCAAAGUUGCAAGUGUUAUAUUUAGUUGUUUUUGUUAUAUUUAUUUGUGAUAAAUAACUACAGAUUAAUCGAUUCAUCUAUAUGUAAUCGUUGCAUAAAUUGUAAUGUGCUGUGAAGUUUUAUAAAUAGUGGGUUUUCCAUGAUGUUUUGAUUAAAAAUAUAAAGUUCAUAAAAGGUCUUCAUCAUGUACUCACUGAAAUAGCAGUCUUUUUUUUUGUUUUACAAAUUGUGAGUGUGGAGAUGCAUCUAAAUUGAAACUGAGAUGUCACAUGUGAAGUCGUCAGUCAAUGUUCUUAGAUUUUUCCAAUAAUAUAAAUUUAUAAAUAUUAAUAAAUCAAGCAAGGUCGACUGGAUUAUUUUCUUUCUUCUUCUGAUCUUCAACCUUGUUUUAACUAGCGCUGAAAUAGAUGUAAGCUAUAAAUCGGACUAUUCACCUGCAAAAAUUACUUUUCAAUUUAUUCAACACGAACGUGGUAGAGGAACCUGGAAAUUUAACAGUAGUUUAUUACAGGACAUGGAAUAUAUUGAACUUAUUAAAACAUGUAUAAAAGAUACCAUAAAGCAAUACAAACUAGAAGGAGAUGAUCUAGAUGAACCCAAAUUUUCUAUUAAUGAUCAGCUUCUUUGGGAAACCAUUACGGUAAUGAUACGGGGUAAAACUAUAUCUUACUGAUGAUUAAAAAAAAAGAAGAAAAAAAAUGGAAAGGAAUUAGAUUUGGAAAGCAAAUUAAAGCAGCUUUACGAAACUAAUAACACACACGGGCAAACUUGUAACGACAUCAAUGAAAUGGAAAUGGAAUUAAAAGAAUUAAGAGAGGAAAAAGUAAAGGAAUGAUUAUUCGGGCUAAAGCAAAAUGGAAAGUAGAAGGGGAAAAAAGUACCAACUAUUUCUGUAAUUUAGAAAAACGACACUACAUCGAAAACAUAAUCCCAAAAAUAAUACUUGAGGACAACAGGGAAUUAACAAACCAGGCUGAAAUUAUUAACGCUCAAAAAGAAUAUUAUUAGACGCUAUAUGAAACUAGGAAGGUAAAUAUAUCAGAAGACAAUGAGAACA